Messenger RNA from Pristis pectinata (smalltooth sawfish), 5171 nucleotides. RefSeq names its product constitutive coactivator of PPAR-gamma-like protein 1 homolog. The record is from RefSeq and is a predicted model, not a curated record. NCBI's taxonomy places the organism in Eukaryota, Metazoa, Chordata, Chondrichthyes, Rhinopristiformes, Pristidae. The transcript is spliced from 17 exons. The coding region runs from base 243 to 3599 and encodes 1118 amino acids. Gene Ontology annotation, cellular component: nucleus.
GGGUGAGUACGCCUGCGCGGCGGCUCUGACAGACAUGGCGCCGUAACAGCACAUGGCGGCGAUCGGCACGGUCACUCUUACCGUCUGGCAAAGUGCGGUAAAAUCCGAUCGCGAUCCUCCCGCCUCCACUCGGACACCGGCCCCGAGGCCCGCCGGGCAUUCGGUCUCCACCUUCGCCGGUUGCUAUUUCUCGGGCCCUUUCUCGUGCGGCGGGCGGCGUGCGGUUUGAGGGAGCGAAGGCCAUGGGGGUGCAGGGGUUCCAGGAGUACAUCGAGAAGCACUGCGCCAGCGCCGUGGUGCCCGUGGAGCUGCAGAAGCUGGCCCGGGGCAGCCUGGUGGGUGGAGGCCGCAACCGGCCUCCGCAGACUCCGCUCCGCCUGCUGGUUGAUGCCGAGAACUGCCUGCACCGCCUCUACGGCGGCUUCUACAACGACUGGGUGAGCGGCGGGCAGUGGAACCACAUGCUGAGUUACCUGGCCUCCCUCUCCAAGGCCUGCUUCAGUGGCAACAUCGAGCUGGUGGUUUACUUCAACGGCGCGCUGGAGAAGCCCCGCCUCCACGAGUGGGUGAAGAAGCAGAUCAACGACAGGCAGACAGCCCAGCAGAUCAUCAGCCACGUCCAGAACAAAGGCACCCCGCCGCCCAAAGUCUGGUUCCUUCCCCCUGUCUGCAUGAGCCAUUGCAUCCGCCUCGCUCUCCUCCGCUUCCGCGUGAAGGUUGCACAGAGCAUUGAAGAUCACCAUCAAGAAGUGAUAGCCUUCUGCAGAGAGAAUGGUUUCCAUGGUCUGCUUGCUUAUGACUCGGAUUAUGCAUUGUGUAACAUCCAGUACUAUUUCAGUGCCCAUGCCCUUAAACUGAGCCGGAAUGGCAAAAGCCUCACUACCAGCCAAUACCUGAUGCAUGAAGUUGCCAAGCAACUGGAUCUGAAUCCUAGUCGCUUUGUUAUCUUUGCUGCACUCUUAGGCAACCAUAUCCUACCUGAUGAAGAUUUGGCUGCCUUUCACUGGAGUUUACUGGGUCCAGACCAUCCUCUAGCCUCAUUAAAGGUACGAGCACACCAGCUUGUUCUACCACCUUGUGAUGUAGUGAUAAAAGCAGUUGCUGAAUAUGUUCGCAAUAUUCAGGAUAUUGGUGACUUGGAUGCAGUUGCUAAAGACGUUUUUAAACGUUCUCGGUCCAGGACGGAAGAUAAAAUUGAACAAUUCAAGAGGGCGGUUGAAUAUUAUUCCAUUGCAAGCAAACCUCCAUUAUUUCAGCAUGGUCCAACACCUUUCCCAGGAAUGAGACUGAAUCAGUUUGGAGUACCUGGUGUAAUACCACACUAUCCACAUCCACAAAUGCUUAACAUUCCACAAUCCCAUCUUCAGGCGAAGGCUAUGGGCCAACGACUAGUUAGCCAAGCUGCCACUUCAGGACAGAGACCUUCUGACUUGUAUUCACCUAACAAAGAACAGCCAUCAUCAUUAGGUACAUACCAGCCUGCUCUGUCUGACCCCAGCCUCACCCUGGAAUCCAACAACAGUUACAGCAACAUUCCUCAUGAAGGGAAGCAUACACCUUUGUAUGAGCGUUCCUCACCAAAUAUUUCUACGGUUUCAGCUGUGAGUCCAAAUCACUGUGGCAUAGAAGGUCCAUUUUUCCCUGCUUCUUCAACAUCAUCUUCAUCCGAUAAUGAGGAAAAUAGAGGUGCUGUUAAUCACGUUACUGAACCACAUCACCAAGUUGGGCAUGUAUUAGCAUGGGAAAAACCUGGAAAUCAAUCUGACGUUUUGGACAAGUCUUCUGGAGGAGGGCAUCAGAAAGGUGUUUCUAUUCGCAAUGAAACAAAGGUUGAGGAGCUUUCUGGCAAUCCAGGAUGCCAGGUAGAUGCAAAAGUUUCCCCUGCAUCAGCUGGAAGCAGACUAAGCCAAAUCAACACUGAACAUAUUCCAUCUCUACUGUCGGUGCCUACAAGAAACCACAUGGACAUAACCACACCUCCUGUGCCAAUGGUGGCUCCAGAGGUAUUAAGAGUUGCUGAACACAGGCACAGAAAAGGACUGAUGUACCCUUAUGUAUUUCAGGUGCUCACUAAGGGUGAGAUUAAGAUCUCCAUUAGCAUAGAAGAUGAAGCCAAUAAGGACUUGCCUCCUGCUGCUUUGCUAUAUAGGCCAAUACGGCAGUGUGUAUAUGGAGUCCUCUUUAGCCUGGCUGAGGCUAGGAAAAAGGCUGAAAGACUUGCACUAAGAAAAAAUAGAUUCCCUACUGAAAUUCCCCCCGUUUUAGUGAAGGAAUGGGCUGCUUACAAGGGGAAAUCACCCCAGACUCCAGAACUGGUAGAAGCACUUGCUUUUAGAGAGUGGACGUGUCCCAACUUAAAGAAGUUAUGGCUAGGAAAAGCUGUGGAGGAUAAAAACAGAAGAAUGAGGGCAUUUCUUGCCUGCAUGAGAUCAGAUACACCAGCCAUGCUUAAUCCCUCAAACGUCCCAACACAUCUUCUAGUUCUUUGCUGUGUGUUACGCUACCUGUUGCAGUGGCCAGGAGCAAGGAUUCUGCGUCGCCACGAACUCGAUGCAUUCCUUGCACAGGCUUUAUCUCCAAAACUUUAUGAACCAGAUCAGCUACAGGAGCUUAAGAUUGAAAGCCUGGAUCCCCGUGGUAUUCAACUUGGAGCACUGUUUAUGAGUGGGGUCGAUAUGGCACUUUUUGCAAAUGAUGCAUGUGGGCAGCCAAUUCCAUGGGAGCACUGCUGUCCGUGGAUGUACUUUGAUGGCAAACUUUUCCAAAGCAAGCUUAUAAAAGUGAGCCGGGAAAAGAUACCCUUGAUUGACCUCUGCGAUGGUCAGGCUGAUCAAGCUGCAAAACUUGAGAAGAUGCGUCAGAGUAUUCUGGAAGGCUUAAACCUUUCCAGGCAAGGUCAUCCUAUUGCUUAUCCUCCUCCAGCAACCAUGCAUUUUUAUCCAACUGCAGUUUAUCCACGACCUGUUGGACCAAUGCUGUCACACCAUAAUAGAGGAAGAGGUGUGGGUGGUGUUCAGCCAAUGCCCUCUCAAGGAGGAAAACUGGAGAUUGCAGGGACAGUUGUGGGCCAAUGGGCAGGGAGCAAGCGUGGGCGUGGCAGAACAGCUUUCCCUUUGCAAGUUGUUUCCGUGGGGGGACCAGCCAGAGGACGUGCAAGAGGAAUAAUCUCCAGCCCAGCUGCUAGUCGUUUCAGCAGAGGACCCAAGUACCACACUAAAAGUGCUGCUGUUUGGAAUGUCAGAAAUCAGGGGGUUCAGCCAGCUUAUGCUGCAUCUGCAGAAGAAGUUGCUCAAGAAUUGAAGGGGCCUGUAUAUUCGGGAGACCAUGGUUCGGAGGAACAUGAUAAGUCUCAGUCAGGGCUUGUAGCAGACUCUUCAGAUAGCUCACUUGCUGAAAAUGGAGUUUCAGAUGAAAGUAAACCCAUUUCCCAGCUGAAUGGAAACAAAGGAGAUGUCAGGGCUUCCAAUCAAACUGAAAGUGCCUUGAAUAAUGACUCUAAAAUGUGCAAUACAACUCCUCACUUAAAUGCACUAAGUACAGAUGGCGGUUGCAAUAGAGAUGAAAAUCUUGGUACUGCUGUCCUGAAAAAGGAAGAGUAAUUUUUUUUUUGUUUUUUUGUUGAGGGGGUGAAGGAUGUUUGGAAGGUUACAGAAUAGGAAUAUUUGAAAAGGAUGGCCUACAGUUGCAUACAUUAUUUUCUUCUCAGAGAAACGAGGACAUUGGAAAUUCGGAUCCCUCUUUGAUGUCAGCUGUUUAACAAGCAAUCUUUCUAGCCAGUUGCAGUUGAAUGCUACAAAAUGGAAUGAAGAGCAUUUGACUCCCACAUUUGACAUGGUAUUACAAGACAUUCAAACUGGUUAAGACGAUUUUCAUUUUCUUUUACAGAAGGUAAAGCAAAUAUGGCUUUAAUUUGGCAGUCUUUAAUAGGUUAAAAUACAGUACAGUACUUGGCACCAUAACUUUGCCAUCUUAAUUGAUUUUAUGUGUUGUGUCAGUUGCUUAUUUUAAGAUUUAAAUUUCAUAAGCCUAAAAAGGCACAGAACCACAAAAAAAAAUCUAUUACUUCAGUGUCAUUAGUUUUGGUGUGGUUAUGUCAGCAAAAGAUUUUUAAAAAUAAAAUAAUUCAAUGUUAAGUUACUAGGAAGUAAUAUCGCAGCUUCAGUUUUGGCAAUCUUUAAGAAAAAGCAAGUAUGUGUAAGAAGCAAAUUACAUGUCAAGAAACAACUGAAACCAUUCAUUGAAGAUGCAGAUGACCUUUAAAAAGUUAAACAUCACCAUACAAUUGAUAAUUUUGUGAAUAUGACGGCUCUUACCAUGCAUCCGUGAAUCAAUGAAAUCAGUGGUUUUUGAAUCAAAUGUAGACAUUAGUACUACUUCGGCUAAACUUCUGCAUGGUUCAUAAUUUUUGAAGUGUGUAGUUAAUAUUAUGCAUGUUAUCGUCCUCUUUCUUCCAUCCUACAAGUACUGUGCCCAUUUGCAAAUUUUAAAACAGUUAGUCAUAGUCCUAUAAAAAAUGUUAAAAUAUGUUUAGUCAUUAACUGAUCUUGCUCUAACCUUAAAUUUUGUGGUUAUUGACCUCUGUUGCAUUUAUUCUAAAACUACAAAAAUUAUCUAGCCACUCUGAAUGAUUAAUGUUAACCCUGGUGUACUCAUCGCUACUGUAUUCAUAUUGUUCUCUGUUGCUGUUUUAUGCAUUUGUAUUAGCAAAGUGAUCUUUCUACAAAAUUCUUGAAAAGCUUCAAUUGUCAAAAAAAAUUACCCCCCUACAUAGCAGACAAUUCAGCAAAUUGCUCAUUUUAAAAAUUUCCCGUCAAGAGUUUAGUAUAAGCAGGUAUACUUGUAUCGUUUUGCUGUUUCAUUAGUGUUUCAAACCAGAUGUACUUUGAAUCAGAAUUCUUUAUUAUUUCAUAUAAUUUUCCUGAUGCUCUUCAUCACACAUUAGUGAACGGAAAUAAAAUGUAACGCCCCACCCCCAAAAUCCCCUGCCCGCAACAGCUACAUAGUACCUUUUCUGUAAGUUGAAAGGAGUUCUACCUACAUAUGGAUUGUGCAAGAAUGAACUACUGUUGGGUUUGCUAGGUUGUUGAUGGAUUAUGGUGUGGUGUAAUACUGGAAGGCUAUUGAAUGCAACUUACAAUGCUUAAUAAAAAUCUUUAUUCUUUUAGUAUAAA